Molecule: messenger RNA, 2187 nt
Organism: Aureobasidium pullulans EXF-150
Lineage: Eukaryota; Fungi; Ascomycota; Dothideomycetes; Dothideales; Saccotheciaceae
Exons: 2
Biological process (GO): proteolysis
Molecular function (GO): serine-type peptidase activity
Source: RefSeq, a predicted model, not a curated record
UGCGCGAGUGUGUCGAAGCUUGUAGCAUCGUUUACAUCCGCUUCGCCCAAAGCUACACCGACUGUCCCAGCCGACAUUGCGUACGAAUGUCUCAAUUCCAUCCCAUUCAAUCAGAGUGCUGCUUCUGAUCUACUGGAGUCGAUGAGGCCUUAUCUCAAUUGGCAAACUACUAUUGCCUAUCUCAAGGACCCUCCAAAAGACUAUGCAGACAAGAUCCAGCCGCCAUACGACUUCUGGGGCAUCUUUGACGCCAUAGAGGCUAACGUUGCCGCCGGAGCUUAUGCCAGUGAAUACGACUUUGGUUGGGAUGUCUACGAGUCUUUCCAACAAGCACAUGACGGUCAUUUCAACUUCGUACCAGACAGUGUUGGAAGUGUCUUUACUUUUGGACGAACUGUCCCACUUGCAUCCGUGUCCGAGGAUGGCAAGAGUCUUCCAGUCAUUUAUGCUUAUGCUGAUAUUCUUGCUGCGUCAUUUGGCAAUGCUUCAUUCACACCAUCCUCUAUUGUUGAGAUUGACGGACAGAAUGCUACUGACUUCCUGCUUGACUGGUCGCAGUAUGGCUCUCUCCAAGAUAGAGACGCCCUUUGGAACAAUCUUUUCUACAUUCCUGCACAGGUCUCUCUCGGCUCAUCUGGUACUGGUACUGGCACCUUCUCUGGAAGCGGCCGUGGUCGCUACGUAUACCCAGGAGCAGCAACCACAUUCACCUUUGCCAAUGGUUCUACUGUGACAAACCAGAAUUUCGCCAGGGUAUUGGCCAAUUUUGGCAACAUUACAUCGGGAGCCGAUAUCUACAAAGAGUACUUUGCGGUCCCGUCCGAUGCUUACGCCAAAGCCCUGAGUCUUGCUACAUCCACCACUAGCAGCGCAACUAGUUCCGCUACCAACGGCUCUUCUUCAAGCACCUCAUCCGCAGUCACAUCAUCGACGCCCGCACCUGGUUACCCUUCUCCAGUUGUGCGCCAGUCUAACAACCUCAAUUCAGGCUAUUUCCUGGAUCAGCCCGGCUUCGAAGACGUCGCAGUUUUGGCCGUCCCGUCAUUCGUUGGUAGCGGCGAUGUUGAGGUUGAAUUUCAGAAUGUGAAUAGCGAGUUGAUCGCUGCUGCUCUCGCGGCAAACAAGACGAAACUAAUCAUCGAUGUCUCCGCAAACGGCGGUGGUACCAUUUUGCAAGGUUAUGACCUCUUCAAACAGCUCUUCCCUUCCAUACUACCCUAUGGAGCCACUCGGUUCCGCGCACAUGAAGCUUUCGAUAUCUUGGGUCAAGAGUAUUCUGCUAUCGCUGCAAACUACACACGAAGCUUGAAUCAGAGCGAUGACAUCCUGGAUAUCGAGUCUUCAGCCUGGAACUACCGCACCGAUGCCGACAUCAAUUAUGAGCCUUUCACAAGUUGGCCCGAGAAAUACGGCCCUCACGAGUUUGGAAAUGACAAUUUCACCUCAAUCAUCCGUUGGAAUCUGUCUGACGUGCUCACCCCUCUUAACUCUGGUGGCAUCUACGUAUCUGGCUACCUCAACCGCUCAAACAUCACUGUACAGCCCUUUGCCGCCGAGAACAUUGUUGUGGUAUACGACGGUUACUGUGCAUCCACCUGCACAAUCUUCUCCGAGUUGAUGCGCCAACAAGCUGGCGUCAAAACGAUCGCUCUUGGUGGUCGCCCAAACUACGAUGGAAUCCAGGCAGUUGGUGGCGUCAAAGGCACAAACGAUUUUCCCUGGUCGUACAUCUUGAGCGCUGCCGAAGAAGCAUUCAUCUACGCCAACUCUACUCAUCAGGAGGAGCUAAACAACACCGCUCUGGGUGAUUACUCACAACUUCCGCUAUACCGUAGUUCUUCGGGCCCUGUCGUAAAUUCACGAGACGGUAUCCGUGAGGGCGACGAAACAGGAACGCCUCUGCAAUUCGUUUAUGAGCCAAGCGACUGUAGAAUCUUCUACACGCCUGCCAUGGUUGUAGACCAAAGUGUAGUUUGGCGCACUGUUGCCGACACCGUUUGGGGUCAGUCUGAUGCCUGUGUUGCGGGAAGCAAUGCCUUCUACGGUAACAAGACCAAGAGAGAUGCCAGCAUGACGAGAGUGCAUGGAGUGCGCAGAGAUAUCGAUAUUGAACAGGCUUACAAGGGACUUGAUGUGCACACAGAGGAAGGUAUCGUCCUUGGGGGCGACUCCAUCAUGCUUCCUUAG